UACUCAGCAGUCAGUCCUCACUCACCAGUCAGUGGCAAUAUGGCGGAGAGGGGGUCCGCCACUCUACUCGCCUUCGGGGCGAUUAUAGGCGUUUUAUUAUUAGGUAACGUUAUGCCUGUAGGUGCCGACAGUGAAGCUACUUCCAUGAAAUUCAAUAAACUGAUGGGACCAACACUAAGGUUCUUGUACUGCUACUCGUGAGGAUACAGGAAGGUGUUUGAGCAGUAUGCCAACAUCUUGCGUGAGAAAUAUCCAGAAUUAUCCAUUCUCGGGGACAACUAUCCGCCUCCAGAUUGGAAACUCUGGCUUGCAGUUGUUUGUGGUGCCAAACUCCUGUUUAUAGUCAUGAUUGUAGCCAACAUCAACAUGUGGGAAUGGUUAGGGCAGGAGACACCCUCUUGGUGGACAUGGUUCACAACUAACAAGAUUUAUGCAUGUAUGAUGGUGUUUUUCCUCUGUAAUGCUGUAGAGGGGCAACUAGUAUCAACGGGUGCAUUUGAAAUUUCUUUCAACGAUGUUCCUGUUUGGUCUAAGCUGGAAACAGGGCGUAUUCCCCAGCCUCCAGAGCUCUUCCAAAUCAUUGAUAACCACGUACGGUUCAACCAAAACACAAACACUUGGAGUGAUAGCAUAUAACCUUAAGAUGAACUUAAUAAAGCCCCGAGCACCAGAGCAAAGCCUUCAAUUCAUGCAAUGCCCAGUGUCCUGAUCAGAAAGUCAUUAAGAAAAUAUUCGAUAUGCAUCUGUGAUUCAUAUGUUUGUAAUUGGCAGUAGGUUGUAAUUUGAAAUGGAUUUUUACCUCACCUAAUGAAGACAUUAUGUAUGUAAGGAACCAAUUAUGGGGCUAAAGUGCUUCCCUCCCCUUGAGAUCUUAGGCAGCUACACUACCUUAUGCUUCUGUCGUUACUGCUUUUUUUUGUGUUAUGAAGGUCACUGUUGAAAGCACCUAAGUGUUGACUUUGGCUGGAAGCUUUUCUUUUUUGCAAAGUCUUUGCAGUGAAAUAGACAUAGGUUGUGAUGCUGACUUUGAUUAUUUCCUAAGUACCAUUAAGUUGCAACUGAUAAAAGAGUAGAUGCAGGUGUUAUAUGCAUACUGUAUAUGGUACGAAUUUUAUACUUAUUGUUUUUCCUUACUUUUAAUACAAUAUUUAUAUGAUAUUUGUGAAUAUAUAACUAGAUAUUUUUGUGUAGGUAAUGUAAAUUGAUAUUUCUGGACCGUGUGAGUGCUUUUGUCCAUGUAACCUAGAUGAUGUUGAUCAUGUGGUGUGUAAAUUCUUGUUACUAUGUUAUAAAAGCAAAGAAAUUUUUGUCGUAAAUUAAAAUUUUGGUGAAUCACUGGUCUUUUGGCUAAGUUUCACAGCCCUGGACAAACUUACUGAAACUAAGAAAUUAUUCAAAAUUUGCUUACUUUUGAUAGAUACCCAGUGUUUCUUUUGUAAAGGAAAUUAGAAUCCAAGUCCUCUAGUCUUGAAAUUAUUGUACAUCCCCAAUUUUCUUUUCUGCAAAUUAAUAGGAAAAAUUUAACAAACUCUGUAUUGGUAAAGUUUUGACUUUUCCACAGUAGCACCUGUAGAAUGAAUAUAGUAAACAGUAUGAUAAAA
Molecule: messenger RNA, 1601 nt
Organism: Homarus americanus (American lobster)
Lineage: Eukaryota; Metazoa; Arthropoda; Malacostraca; Decapoda; Nephropidae
Gene: SelT
Product: thioredoxin reductase-like selenoprotein T homolog CG3887
Exons: 5
Biological process (GO): cell redox homeostasis
Cellular component (GO): endoplasmic reticulum membrane
Molecular function (GO): thioredoxin-disulfide reductase (NADPH) activity
Source: RefSeq, a predicted model, not a curated record